CUAAUGUUUUUGUCACUUUUUAUGGAAUCAAACUCAAAAUAAGUGAGCUGCUGUCGACCUUCCCCUCGGAGCCCACCUCUCUGGUUGUGAGCCAGGAUGACCAGAUGAUGGUGGUUGGCACCGGAGAGGGAACUCUGCAUUUCAUCCACACGCAGACUGGACAGGAGGUGAAGUCUCUGAUAAGCAGCUGUGACGGCAUCUCGAGCUGUGUCUUCCUGAAGGACGGACGUCUUGCUACCACCUCAUUUGAUGGGCGAAUAGAAGUGUGGGACAUUGAAAAUGGAUGCAGGACUGCUCUUAUUGAUGGCCACACUAAUACAAUAACAGGAAGUGAUGUCACUGCAGACAAGAAGCACCUUGCCACGGUUUCCCUCGACUGCAUGAUUAAAGUGUGGUCUUCUGAUAAAGGUACUGAAGUGUCCUCCGUGCUCAGCAGAAGCCCUAUGAACUGUGUGACCUUUGACCCUAAGGGUCACCUUCUGGCUGCUGGCUGUUGGAAUGGAAAUGUGAUCAUGUGGAACUGGCUCAAGAAUAAAAAACUAACACUCAACCUCUGGUCUGGAGGACUUGGACGUUCUGUCACUGCAUUCAAAUGCGAUGAUUGGAUGCAGGAACCUCCUCUGAAAAAGCUAAAGGCUGUAACGUCUCAGCCUGCUGCUCUGUGUGUGGCUGUGAAUGGAGACUAUGUUGCUGUGGGAUACCACGCUGAUGGCAUCAAACUUUUCAGCCUCAGAUCAGGUGAGAAGCUUUGGGCCUCCGUGGACCUGGACUUGUCUGUACCGUGCAUGCUGUGGGUCAUUUUAGAAGCAGAGCAGACCGACACCGAUCUGCUGGUGUCUGGAGGAAGUGACAAAUGUCUGCGGCUGUGGAAGAGAAAACAAGAAGAGGAGGGAAUGAUGGAAGUCCUGGAAAUGGUGGGAAUGUUUGGUGUGCAAUCGGGCACCAUCCAGGCACUCGCACAAAAGGGCCUUCAGGCUGGGCAGUGUCUGAGGGAAAUCUCCUGGACAAGUCCACUUACCUCUGUCUGCUGUCUGGGACAGUAUGUGAUAGCCAGCUGUGCAGAGGGGGCACUGCAUGUCUGGAAGUGGGAAACAAACACUGAAAUCUGCCAUGUUUCUGCUCACGUGACACGCAUACACCACUGCUCUCUCCUCCCAAAUACAGAUGAGGGGAAAAAAGUGAAGUCAGAAGAAAUGUCAGUUUUCACAGCGUCUGAUGAUGGCACAGUGGAAACCCUUACAGCAAGUCCUCCAAACUGGAAAGGCUCGGCCACAGCUCUGUGCUUCUGUCAGAAUGAUGACGUGCUCCUCGCCGGGUAUGAAUCUGGUUUGCUCGAGUUGUGGCAAAACAACUCAGUGGUUGGCCACAAGCAGGUAUUGCACGACCCCAUUACAGCAGUCUGUUCCAUGCCUGAUAAUCAGAUCGCUGUGGCGAGUGUGAAACUUACCACUGUUUGGAAGCUGGUGUGGAAUAAACAACAUGACACAGCAAGCUUGGUGAAGGUAGCCACCUACAAAGACAGUGAACCAGUGGUGCACCUCUUCUACUGCACUGCUUUAUUUGGGGUGAAGUAUUUGAUGUGGCACCCAAGAACAGUGAGGGCAACUGGCACAAUAAAGUCAACAAGUAAUGUAUUUUCCAUGUUUUUUAAAAAAAAAUCAGCCAUUCAGCAUAAUAAUCCUCUCAUACUGGACUACAUUCUAACACAAGCUGUUUUAGCUUCUUUCCUCCAACUUGAACCGUAUAAAAAACAAUCCCGUCUUUGAAAUGUUGUCCAUGCUUAAAAUAGGCACCCACCAUUGUCGCAGUCUAUAUACGUGACAGAAAAUAAAGUAGAUAAAAUAGAAUAUUUUAAUGAAGACUGCAUGUUUAAUCAGUUUUAUGGAGUUUUAGUUUCAUCCUUGAAGUAUCUUCAAUAAAAAAACAAACAAAGCUCAAACUAAAUCAUAGCUCUGAUGUGCUGCACAGUUAUAUGACAGAAAAUGAAACUGUAGCAGACCUUGGAUCAAAAUGCUUAUUUUUGAUAUUUGCAUGACCAAAAUCCAGUUCAGCUCAACAGCUCUGUGACGCGUUCCUUGUUGCUUGUUUUUGGCAACUCUAAAUGUGGGUUGUCUCUUGUUAUCAGUUGGCUCUAUGAAGUUGAAUUUCACUGCGUGAUCCACAAUGAUAAGAAAAGCGUGUGGCUGGUGGGUGAAUCAAAGGGAGAGAUUUACAGCGGCUUCCUUUGAUGUGAACUCACCUGAAAAAGGGGCGUGGCCAUUUUGAGGGUUACCUGCCUCUGGGAGCUACUCUGAGUCAUCAGUUUCAUAUGUGUUCACAUCAUGCUCACAGUGACAGGGUCAGUGUGCUGAGACUCACUGACAGCACCAUCAUCUCAGCCUCCUACGACCGGACAGUGAAGCUGUGGGACAGAGACAC
This is a messenger RNA of Oreochromis niloticus (Nile tilapia), 2418 nucleotides long. RefSeq lists its product as uncharacterized. Lineage: Eukaryota; Metazoa; Chordata; Actinopteri; Cichliformes; Cichlidae. Gene Ontology annotation, biological process: telomere maintenance via recombination. The record is from RefSeq and is a predicted model, not a curated record. Bases 105 to 1766 code for a protein of 553 amino acids. Gene Ontology annotation, molecular function: telomerase activity; protein binding; telomerase RNA binding. The transcript is spliced from 15 exons. Gene Ontology annotation, cellular component: telomerase holoenzyme complex.